Puma concolor (puma) is the source of this 774-nucleotide messenger RNA. RefSeq names its product kallikrein related peptidase 7 (gene KLK7). Gene Ontology annotation, biological process: positive regulation of antibacterial peptide production; proteolysis. NCBI's taxonomy places the organism in Eukaryota, Metazoa, Chordata, Mammalia, Carnivora, Felidae. The record is from RefSeq and is a predicted model, not a curated record. Gene Ontology annotation, cellular component: secretory granule. Gene Ontology annotation, molecular function: serine-type endopeptidase activity.
AUGGCAGGAUCCCUUCUCUUGCCACUGCAGAUCCUACUGUGGUCUCUAGCCCUGAGAUCUGCUGCACAAGAAGCCCAGGGUGACAAGAGUGGGGAGAAGAUUAUUGAUGGAGUCCCAUGUACAAGAGGCUCCCAACCCUGGCAGGUGGCCCUGCUCCGGGGCAAUCAGCUUCACUGUGGAGGUGUGUUGCUCAAUGAGCAGUGGGUGCUCACCGCUGCCCACUGCAAGAUGAGUGAGUACCAGGUGCACAUGGGCAGUGAUCAGCUGGGUGAUAAGAGAGCCCAGAAGAUCCGGGCCACACAGUCAUUCCGCCACCCUGGCUACUCCACUCAGACCCAUGUUAAUGACCUCAUGCUUGUGAAGCUGGAUCACCAAGCCAAGCUGUCGUCGAGUGUGAGGAAAGUCAAGCUGUCCUCCCGCUGUGAACCUCCUGGGACCACAUGCACCGUUUCUGGCUGGGGCACCACCACCAGCCCGGAUGUGACCUUUCCAUCGACGCUAAUGUGCACAGAUGUCAGACUCAUCUCCUCCCAGGACUGCAAGAAGGUUUACAAGGACCUGCUGGGAAAGUCCAUGCUGUGUGCUGGCCUCCCCAACUCCAAGACCAAUGCCUGCAACGGUGACUCAGGGGGACCACUGAUGUGCAAAGGUACCCUGCAAGGCCUGGUGUCCUGGGGAACUUUCCCUUGUGGCCAACCCAAUGACCCAGGUGUCUAUACCCAAGUCUGCAAGUACUUCAAGUGGAUAAAUGAGACCAUGAGAAGGCAUGGCUAA